Messenger RNA from Amoebophrya sp. A25, 1818 nucleotides. NCBI's taxonomy places the organism in Eukaryota, Dinophyceae, Syndiniales, Amoebophryaceae. The record is from the annotation of a GenBank genome assembly.
AAAGAACCUCGCUCCACCCCUGCCUGGGCCGCCUGGAGCAUCGAUCCCUUCGACUUAUGUCCAUUGAUACGAGCAUUCUCUUUGUUGUAAGCACUUUGUAGUUUUUUUAGUAGCAAAUAAAUUGUACAACGUCACCGCCACCGGCAAUGCCACGCUUGUAGUUGAUCAUGUUGCGUUGAUGUGUCGCUAGUUCUUCAAAACAAAGCGUUCCAAUUUUUGUCUUCUUUUUCGGAUAAUUUGCGACUAGCACUUCGAUAACCUUCCCAAUUUUUGUCUUCUUGUUCAGACAGACCUUCGAUAACAAAGAUGUUGAUCCCAGCACAGCGUAGCUUGUUACGUUCCUCACAGGGGGUUAUGGCAGUGUCUUGUCACACCUCCGCGGCCUCGUCUAAACGCAGUCUUUCAACUACGUCGCGACCUGUAGUGCUGGUCCCCGCACGAGGAGGGGCCGCUUUGCCGUGUCGUGAUACUGCUACAACUGGUCCGCUCAACAAUACGAGCAUCAGAUUCAGAGCUAGAACUUCUGGUAGAAAAUCAAUAUCGGUCCACCAACAAGAACAGACCCGGUUUUUUGCACGAAAAUCAGCAGGAGGAGCAGAUGAUGGUAGCAAUGCACCUCCACCAGCAGCGACUAGUCCACCACCACCAGCGCCAGAACCGGUGGAUCCGUGGAAGGAGGUACUAUGAAGUUUAUGAGCAAAUUAGGCAUGAAUGUAAGUAUCUCACGCUUGGUUACGAGUUCUUAUUCAUGUUGAAGAUGUACAUCAUCAACUAGUACAUCGUUCUUAUUCAUGUUGAUGUACUUGCAUACACUCUUACAUCAACUCGUACUGUACUUACAUACACUCGUACAUCAACAACGACGUUGUCGCAUGUCAGGUGAAAGACCCAGCCGGCAGCGGCAAAACCUAUUGGUGGAACACGCAGACUAACCAGGUAACGGCACUUGGUGCGGCUAAGCCAGUACCUGGCGCAGAUAACCAGCAGCUGGCUAAUGCACAAAACGCACAGCCUCCAGCAGUGACUCGUGGUGGCCUGAUGGGUGCGAUAGCAGACGGGAUGGCCUUCGGGCUUGGUUCCAGUCUCAUGCAUCGCGCAAUGGAUGGGAUCAUGGGACCGAGGAGUGUUGAGGUACUACAAUCCUUUGAUCAAAAAGUGUAUGAUGACUAUAAUCAUGUUGACCUCCGCCGGGCAGGUAUCAAUCAUUCAGACAGUUGCCUACUAUUUAAUAGCAACAGCAACAACCUCUUUAAUAGCAACAAACUCGAUGUCCUCUUUUCCUCAAUCUCCCGUUUUAACAAGAACUACCCUUUUAAUUAUACAACUAGACAUCAUUACAACUAGUACCCUUUUAAUUAUACAACUAGACAUCAUUUAGGUAACCCACCGCAACGAAGAUGGAUCCUCUCCACCGCCUGACGCACCACCUACUCCACCACCUUCUGCAUCCGAUGAGGGAGGCUCCUACUUCCAGGAAGAGAGCAGCUGGUUUGGCGGCGAUGGGGAUGGCGGUGGUGGCUGGUUUGAUGAGUAAGUACUUCUAGGUCGAGCUAUGUACUAGGCUCGACCGACUAUGCUGUUUCAAUUUCACGGGAGGAUUUUCGAUCUGAUUGACGACCGACUAUGUUGCGUCAAUUUCACGGGAUGAUAUUCGAUGUGGAUAUGAUUGAAGAUGAUCAUGAUGACCCAUAUUAAUGUGGAAGACCACGAUCAUAUGGCUCCCCUGUCCUCCGUCUUCUGUCACGUUCAAUCUACUUGGCGAUGGAUUUGAAGAUGAAUAAUUGUUCUUGAGAUAGUUAUCGCCAAUUUAGAUCAAAA